Messenger RNA from Rotaria socialis, 930 nucleotides. The record is from the annotation of a GenBank genome assembly. NCBI's taxonomy places the organism in Eukaryota, Metazoa, Rotifera, Eurotatoria, Philodinida, Philodinidae.
AUGACUCAUGGUCAAUCCAUUGAGAUUCUUGAAUCAGGACAAGUAUAUUCGUCAUCGAAAUCGAUCGGUACUUUUCUCUAUCUAAAUCUUUUCAAUCAUCUUCCUAUGCCAAUUCGAAUAUCAGGUGUAGUAGAACGUUGUUGUACAUCUGCUAAUCAUUGUAUACCAGUUCGUCUUCUCGGUGGUGAUUUUGGUGAAUGGGAAGCACACAAAAAUCGAACGAUGAUCUUUUUUUGGGCUGCCACCGAAUGGGAAUAUAUCAAUGAUUAUUAUUUCUGUCAAAUAUCUUUAUUAUUCGGACGUCGACAUCAUAUGACACAUUUGAAAUUAAUAAAUAUUAAAAUAAAUUAUCUACCAAAAACUCGUCAAAUGAAUUCUCCUUCAGUUCGUUUCUAUCCAAAAUGUAAUCAGUUUCUUAAUAUUCGAACAAAUCAAUGUGAAACUCUUGAUAAUCUUCAUAGAAGUUUUGCUUUUAAUUUUUCAUCAACAUUUAUUCCGUUUAAUCAUCGAUAUUUAUCAACUAAAUGUAUAAAUGGUAUUCAACUAAAUCAAUGUAGUUGUCAUAACAACUUCAUUUCAAUCCCUAUCAAUCAAAAAUUCUAUCAUCCAAAAACUUAUAUUCAUCAAUUUUGUACACAUUUAUCAAAUUAUCAAAAUUUUCGUUUAAAUUUAUUAAUCAUCAUAACGUCGAUUCUCUUUGUAUUAUAUAUAAUUAUUUUAAUUAUUUCAUCUAUAUUUAUUUGUACUUAUUACAGACGAAGAGAACACGAAGACAGCGAGAACUCAACGACAAAAUCGAAAUUCAUGAUAAAUCAACGUUUUUCUCUUAUUGAAAUCGCUUCUGAAUUGCAGAUCAAUAGUAAUAAUAAUAAUAAUAAUAAUAAUAAUAAUAGUAGUAGUAGUUGUACAUCGUUUUUGCUUAAAGAUUGA